AUGUCCUUCCUCGGUUUACGUUUCAAGGAAGUUAUAGUUAGCUCGUCCGGACACGCGACCACGCAACAGGAACAAGAAUCUUCAGCUCGUCCACGGCGGAGCAAGAGCAAAUUUGGCUGUCGAGAAUGCAAGGCAAGGCGGGUCAAAUGCGAUGAGGCCUAUCCGACAUGCAAGCGGUGCCAGCGUCAAGGCAUUGUCUGCUCGUCAGCCCCACGAUUGACACAGUGGCAGAUUGAGACGCCCUGGCUCUCACUGCAACCAAAAACGUUCGUUAACCGAAGACUAUUGCAAUAUUGGCUCGAGAAAGUCAGCCAAACACUGGUCAUAGAUCCUGAAAAUAAUCCUUUUUCAUUUCCCGCUCUGGAAUAUAUUGCCCAGUCAUCCGCACUCCUCCAUGCUAUCCAGUCGGUCAGUGCCAGCCACGAGCAGUAUUUCUCGGCCAACACCCCCAUUAUCGCCCUUGAGGAACGUGGCAAAGCCAUAGCCUGCCUUCGGAAAGAGAUAAACCAAAGUCAACACGCGCCUAACGCACUCAUUCUGACUAUUAUGUUACUGGCUCUCGCGCAAUGCGCUGAUUCUGACACGAAAGAUUAUGGCAAGCAGCAUUUAUUUGCUACCCGCGCCAUGAUCCACAGUAUGCUCCAGAACACAUCUAUGUUGGCUACUAAUGGCCCUGCGAUCCAGCUCUGCCUCGGAAUGUAUCUUUAUUGGGACAUGUGCAGUUCGUUCCUGGUAGACCCAUGUGAGUCACAGGGGCUCAACUCACUUAACAUAUCCAAUGCAGUGCAUAGGAUGGGAGACUGGCAUCAUCCGAUGUACGGAACAUGCAGCGGAUUACUCCUUAUCAUGGCAAAUGUCGGACGGUAUUGCCGACAGAUCCUUGACUCGCCACAGAACCGCAACUUCGUGCAAGAAGCCGUGUUGGAGGCCCAGCUUACUACCUGGAAGACAAGCCCCGCAAAUCCCCGCCUGGGCCACUUAUAUGAGGCGUUCCGCAACCACGGGCUCAUUUUCCUUUAUCGAGCCGGUGCGCAUGCACAAAGUAGUUGCCUCAUGGAUCCAGAUUCGUCUGAAGCGCAAGAGUCUUUGAUUCAACAAUACGCCGAAGAAACAGUCCGCCAUUUGAUGCAAAUCCCUGCAACCUCACACUACCUUAAUUUCCAAUCUCUCCCUCUCCUCACAGUUGGGUCCGAACUGACGGAAUCGAAUCAAUCUCUGCGCGAUCAAGUGCGCGACAGGCUUCGAGCCAUCUACUCUUUGAAUCGCCUUCCUGCAAAUCUGCUGGCCCUUCGACUUCUUGAAGAGCUCUGGGAUGCCCGAGACCGCGGCAACCCAUCAUUCUGGCUACCGCACAUGCUACAGAAGGAUUGGCGAUUACUUCUAGGAUGA
Molecule: messenger RNA, 1389 nt
Organism: Penicillium argentinense
Lineage: Eukaryota; Fungi; Ascomycota; Eurotiomycetes; Eurotiales; Aspergillaceae
Exons: 1
Coding region: 1-1389 (462 amino acids)
Biological process (GO): positive regulation of transcription by RNA polymerase II
Cellular component (GO): nucleus
Molecular function (GO): transcription cis-regulatory region binding; DNA-binding transcription factor activity, RNA polymerase II-specific; zinc ion binding
Source: RefSeq, a predicted model, not a curated record